This is a messenger RNA of Solenopsis invicta (red fire ant), 2881 nucleotides long. Its product is annotated as prolactin regulatory element-binding protein. The transcript has 4 exons. NCBI's taxonomy places the organism in Eukaryota, Metazoa, Arthropoda, Insecta, Hymenoptera, Formicidae. Bases 319 to 1620 code for a protein of 433 amino acids. The record is from RefSeq and is a predicted model, not a curated record. Gene Ontology annotation, biological process: protein secretion. Gene Ontology annotation, molecular function: protein binding; GTPase activator activity; guanyl-nucleotide exchange factor activity. Gene Ontology annotation, cellular component: endoplasmic reticulum membrane.
GCGCUGCUGCUCCAAGUGAAUACGUGUACCUCCGCUCCGCUGUGUCGUGUGUCGUUCCGCGCAAAGUCCACGGGUCGCUUCGCCUGUCGUGUCGUCGUUUUACGUUUCGGAGUGGUGACACGUGAGUGCCGCGUGGGUGUCCCCGUUCAAAAAACUUUUUUGGGGCGAUGAUGGGACGCGGGCGUCGGGUGCGCGAUCCAUCUGGGCAGUGUUGAUCCCAAACUACCAGAAGAUCCCGCAGGAUCAUCACUCCUCGGCGAGGCUGUUCACUGGGGACACUUGACACACGCGCGAGCAAUCCGGAAAAUCUGCCGCGUCAUGCCCUCCAGAAGGAACAAAGGUGGCCUCUUAGCCAGGGUGAAUUUCCCCCUUUACACCCUGCAGAUGCUCACCAGCAGGCACAUCCUGGUGGGCGGCGGAGGCGGCUCCUCCAAAACUGGCGUUGCCAAUGGAUUUGAAAUUUUUGAAUUGUCACACAAUGGAACGCAUUUCAUUGCUGAAGAGGUGACCAGGCACGAGACGGGUCCCAGCGUGGUCAUGAACUGCGCCUCGCAUAACAACGGCAAAAAGACGUGGAUAGUCGCUGGCCAAGAGAGCCAUUGUCAGCUGUACAAUGUGAAUCCCAAGGUGGUAACUUCGGAGAACGGAGAAUUGAUCAAAGGACCGACAGCGGCGGCUAACAAAGAUGGCCUUAGGCAUAGAAGGAACAGCGAGAGAGUUGAGGACUCUCAGUCGCCGAAGGAGAGGAUAGAGGAGUUCAAAGACGACAAUUCAAAUGUCAAGAGCAAAAAGCUUCAGUUAGUUCUUAAACCUGCUGAUAGUGUACAGACAGCUUUUGGGAAUGGAGAGCCUUUGCAAAGAGUCGUUAGGGUGAGCUUACAAGGGACGAUUAUGGCUACUGGCGGCACGGACGGUAACGUUAGAUUAUGGAAGUUCCCACAGCUGUUCAAAUUGCACGAUCUUGACGCACAUGGAAAGGAGAUAGACGACUUGGAUUUUAGUCCGGACGGCAAUCUACUGGUGAGCAUCGCCAAGGAUGGGAAGGCCUUCGUGUGGAAUUCACACGAUGGCACGAGGAACAAAGAGCUCACCUGGACACCACCGGACGGCGGAAAGUACAUGUAUAAGAGAUGUCGAUUCAGAAAAUUAGCAGAGGACAAAACGAGAAUCGAUCUGUUCAUGCUUUCUAACGCUGUCGCGGGGAAGAAUCCUAGUUUCCUUCAGUUGUGGGACAUUAAUACCGGAACUAUCGUCAAAUCUGCUUCUUAUAAAGAGACACUGUCGGCGCUGGCCGUUUCCGACGACGGUAAAUUCGUGGCCGUCGGCACAAUGUUCUCGGGCAGCGUUGAUAUAUUUGUGGCAUUUAGCUUGAGGAAGGCGUUUCAUGUUCCUGGAGCGCACAGCAUGUUUGUCACCGGUUUGGAAUUCUUACCGACGAAGCUGGACGGUCCCGCGAUUACUAGUAACACGGAGACCGCGGUCGUCAGUAUCUCUGUGGACAAUAGGAUCUGCAUACAUAGCAUACCAUUCAGACAUACACUGCCAUUCUGGUUCGUCAUCAUACUAAUAGUCUUAUGCAUAUGCGGCGCGUUUAUUUUCUGCAGUUAUCUUGGCAUAUGACCCAUGAAAUACACAACCGAGCCAAUGAAGCAAGACAUUAUCUUUUCCUAAUUACCAAAUUGGGCCAAUAAUUGUCCGCGCGUGUAUAAGAAAUUAAAAGAAAAUUCCACACACGAUUCACUCGGUAAACGGAUGCUCAAGAAAUCUUACAUACAUAGACGAAUCGUAGGAUUAUCCACAUGAAAACAGAUGCUGAUUAGCCGUACGAAGCAAAGUACACCAUAACUGUGAAUAUGCACAGCAUUAGGGUAAGAGUAUUUUCGGUUUGUUUAGCGGUUACAAUCUUAAUAGUUGAAUUCAUAAUAGAGUAUACACAGAAAAUUCAGGAAACGUUCGCGCGAUUUAGAUAUAGACAUGAUGUCAGUCGGGGUGCUACUGUGAUAAAUAAACUGUGUUGGAGUGCUUCCAACAGAUCGGGGCCGCACCAAUUGCACAUUGAUGUACAUAUAGAUAUUACGUUUUAUCAAUUUUUAGCGCGAAAGGGAGGAUUUAACGAGCGCGUGCUGAUUGUUUCUCCUCCGCACGAAUACGCUUAAAUGGUUUUGUUUAUGACAAGUGAUUUGAGAUGUGCGUUUCUCACACUUAUUAUGAUGCACGACUACUGUACUCUCUAUCUCUUUCGUAUUUAUAGAUGAAAAUCCACAAUUCAUCGCAUUUAUAUGUGCUGUACUACGUACAUUGGAUACCUACUAGUAUAUGUCUUCUUGGUUAUCUCUCUGUACUUUCUUUAUAAAUCAUGUAACGUAUUCAGAUAGCAUAGAGAGUUAAAAAAAAAGUCAGGUUUAUGUCAGCUUUAUUAAGAAUUCCUUUUGCGUCUCAAAAUAAAUUCAGAAUUGAUGACAUAAACCUAAUUUUUUUUUAGGUGCAAAAAGAAUUCUUUUUGCGUCUUAAAAUGAAGUCAGAAUUGAUGACAUAAACCUGAUUUUUUUUUUAAUUCUUUGUGCUGCUCUCUGGGGUACAUGAAUAAUGAGUAUUCGACGUAACGAUCGACACAAUUACAUUGGUUAUGUGGUUAAUCGUUGUGACGUUUCGCAAGAUGAGCUUAUAGGUAUCGUUAUUUAUUUAGACACUUUCUAAAGUUUCUUAACUUAUUUUUACAGCGCGUAUGUAUUUGUAUCGCAAAGUUGUUUCGGCUAAUGAUGGAGAUUUAUGAAUGAAAGUGUACAUUUAUAUGGAGUCUCCUCCGUUCGCGGAAGAUUGUGCAAUGGAUUUGUAAACGUCUCGACCACUUCAUUAAUAAUAAACGAUUAAAUAUAUUUCA